AUGUCUAAAGGACCAGCUAUUGGAAUUGACUUGGGUACAACAUAUUCAUGUGUAGGUAUUUUUCAACAUGGUAAGGUCGAAAUAAUUGCCAACGAUCAGGGAAAUCGAACAACACCCAGUUAUGUUGCCUUUACUGAUAGUGAACGUUUAAUUGGAGAUGCAGCCAAGAAUCAAGUUGCUAUGAAUCCAUCAAAUACUGUCUUUGAUGCAAAGCGUCUUAUUGGCAGAAAAUUUGAUGAUCAUACAGUUCAAGCUGACAUGAAACAUUGGCCAUUCAAGGUUGUUAGUGACGGCGGAAAACCGAAAAUACAAGUAGAUUAUAAAAAUGAAACAAAAUCAUUUUUUCCUGAAGAAAUCUCGUCCAUGGUAUUGAUUAAAAUGAGAGAAAUUGCCGAAGCUUAUUUAGGAAAAAAGGUCAGUGAUGCUGUUGUAACAGUUCCGGCAUAUUUCAAUGAUUCACAACGACAAGCAACAAAGGACGCUGGUGUUAUUGCUGGUCUUAACGUGUUGCGAAUCAUCAAUGAGCCGACAGCUGCUGCCAUUGCAUACGGCUUAGAUAAAAAAGUUGCAGCCGAACGAAACGUUUUAAUUUUUGAUUUGGGUGGUGGUACAUUUGAUGUUAGUAUUUUGACAAUAGAAGAAGGAAUUUUUGAAGUAAAAUCAACAGCCGGAGAUACACAUUUAGGAGGUGAAGAUUUUGAUAAUAGAAUGGUACAACAUUUUGUUCAAGAGUUUAAGAGAAAAAAUGGAAAAGAUAUUAGUGAAAACAAACGCGGAGUACGCCGAUUGCGUACAGCAUGCGAACGUGCGAAGCGUACACUAUCAUCAUCAUCUCAAGCAUCAAUUGAAAUUGAUUCAUUACAUGAAGGUAUUGAUUUUUAUUCAACUGUUACACGUGCUCGAUUUGAAGAAUUAAAUGCGGAUUUAUUUCGAUCAACAUUGGAGCCAGUUGAAAAAUCAUUACGUGAUGCUAAAAUGGAUAAAGCUCAAAUACAUGAAAUUGUUCUUGUUGGUGGUUCAACUCGUAUUCCAAAAGUACAAAAACUGUUACAGGAUUAUUUCAAUGGAAAAGAGCUAAACAAAUCGAUUAAUCCCGAUGAAGCCGUUGCAUAUGGUGCCGCAAUUCAAGCUGCUAUCUUGACAGGCGAUAAAUCUGACGAAGUCAAAGACUUAUUGUUAUUAGAUGUAGCUCCAUUAUCAUUAGGUAUUGAAACAGCUGGUGGUGUGAUGACUGCGCUGAUUAAACGAAAUACAACCAUACCAACAAAACAAACACAAACAUUUACGACGUAUUCUGAUAAUCAACCAGGUGUAUUAAUUCAAGUAUAUGAAGGAGAACGAACGAUGACCAAAGAUAAUCAUUUACUUGGAAAGUUUGAAUUGAGUGGAAUUCCGCCUGCACCACGUGGUGUUCCACAGGUUGAAGUCACAUUCGAUAUUGAUGCAAACGGUAUCUUGAAUGUCUCAGCUUCGGAUAAAUCAACUGGUCGUGAAAAUAAAAUAACCAUUACAAAUGACAAGGGUCGAUUGUCAAAAGAUGAAAUUGAACGUAUGGUGGCAGACGCUGAAAAAUAUAAAAAAGAAGAUGAAACGCAACGUGAUCGUAUAUCAGCAAAAAAUUCACUAGAAUCCUAUUGUUUUAAUAUGAAAUCAACAAUUUCUGAUGAAAAACUGGCUGAUAAAUUGGGAGCUGAUGAUAAGAAAACAAUUGAAGACACGAUUGAAACAACACUGAAGUGGUUAGAAGCAAAUCAACUGGCAGAAAAAGAAGAGUUUGAACAUAAAUUGAAAGAAGUCGAAAAACAAUGUUCACCAAUUAUUACGAAAUUAUAUGGUGGGGCACAAGGAGGUGGUAUGCCAAAUAUGCCUCCGGGUGGAUUCCCAGGUGCUGGCGGAGCGGCUCCAGGUGGCUCAGGUGCCGGUGGCCCAACAAUUGAAGAAGUUGAUUAA
Molecule: messenger RNA, 1950 nt
Organism: Didymodactylos carnosus
Lineage: Eukaryota; Metazoa; Rotifera; Eurotatoria; Philodinida; Philodinidae
Source: the annotation of a GenBank genome assembly